AGUUGUAUUUUUAAAAGCCGUUGUUAGUAAUCUAAAAUCGCUCGGCUUGCACCUGGGUUGUUACGUUUUAAUUAAUGUCGCAACAAACAACUUCUAGUGCUGGUAAAUAUGUUUUAAUUUUUCCAAUUAUGUUUAAAUGCAAUGUAUAUAAUAGCAUUGGCAGUCAGCUGCCCAGUAAUAUUUCCUGAUUGCAGUGAUUUUGCAUUUCCUAUGCUAUUUCGUGCUACCUUUAAAGCUUUAUAUUGUGUGUUUUUUUCAACAGAUUUACAAUAUCUUCAUCAACUUAUUGUUGAAGAUGAACUGGAAAAGUUAUCGGAAUUUCUGGAAACCUUGUCGAGCCUUAAUAUUAUGUUCGACGAGGGAUGCGAAACGGCUGCACACGUUGGCAUGUCACCCCUGGGACUAGCGGCUGCUCUAAAUAAAAUCCAGAUUGUUCAAAUUUUACUUGAUUACGGGGCUGAGUACGAUUUCCCAUUCGCUCAACUCAAGACUACCGCCUUAAUGACAGCAGCCUAUCAUGGUUACACCGACAUAGUGAGAACUUUUUUAAGAGCUGGUAGUAAUAUUCACGCAGUUGAUUUACAAGAUAGCUCGGCUUUGGGGUAUGCCUUGGGUGGAUCUAGAAAUUUCGAAGUUAUACAAAUGCUAAUUAGAGAGGGUAUUGAUAUUAAUCAAAAAAAUAUGUUAGGGAUGAACGCUCUAUUACUAGUUUCUGGCUAUGGAGAUCCAACUCUCGUACAAAUUUUACUCGACUCUGGAGCAACUCCUGACGUAACCAACGACUUUGGACAUUCCGCCUUACAUCUUGCAGUAGCCGGUAAAAGAGAUCAACUAAAGAAAGCGAUGGUCUCUCAUGGUGCGGAUCACGUACAAUUGGACGCCGCCUUUACGAAACGUAAUCUAGAUACCCUAAUGGUUCAAUGGGCUCGUUCAAAUACUGAAAAUCUAAUACGCGAAGAGAGCAUUCACGGAAAUGUCGAUUUAAUUGUGGAAGCGGCGAAAUUGAUUAGUGCUAUUGGUGAACAUGUCGAUGAUAAUACACCGGCGGAAAAUGAUCAACUAAUGCUUCAGCGUCGUUUAGCGGCCGCCUGGAAAUAUAGGCAACAAUUGUUAGAGGAAGCCAGGGAGAAUUCAAAGUCGACGUCUAUUGGAGCAAUUUUAGCUUGUGGGGUCAGCAGAAAUAAGAAUAGUAAUAAAUCGUCCAAGUCAGCUCCGUUGGAACCUCCCGGUAACGCUGUACCUUUUGAAAUGGAAAGUGAGGUUGUCGUUCAUAUAAAUGAUGCUUACGCCUCAAUAGUUCGUCUAUUGUUGGACGCCGGAUGCCCGAUAGACGGUAUGGAAGAGACAUUUGGCAUGACUGCUCUAGAUAUGGCUGUUCUGCACGGCGAUAUACAAAGCGCAACACAGCUUACUGCUUCGGGAGCACAGCCAUUGCAUUUGGUUAGAUCGUUAGCUUUAAAUGAUUUGUACUGUGUUCUCCAAUCGCCAUCGCCAAAGAAAGAUGUAAAGCAUUUACUAUGUCAUGACACUCAUUUAGAUAUUAAUAUGCUCUUGACCAAGUUAAAUGUUUCGUCGAAAACUGAUAAACUAGAUACGAGCUUUGCUUCCAGCAUUCCUCCUGAUAAUACUGAAGCUGAUGAUGAAGGAUUGACAAUUAUCGCCGUGGCGGCGAGAAAAGGCUUUUUGGAUGUGGUUCGCCUCUUUGUAAAAUAUGGCGCACGACUAGAUAUAGGUGCUAGAACGCCACUAGUUGAAGCUGUAAUCGGAGGUCAGAAAAAGGUAGUCGAAUACCUUUUGGAUAUUGGUGCCAAUGUGGAACAAAGGACGGUCGCCUUAGAAGAUGCUACUCCGUUGGCAGUAGCCGUUAUGUAUUUAAGACCGGUCAUUGCUCAAACUUUAGUGAAGCAUGGUGCAAAAGUAGACGCCGUUUUUGCGCAAGGAAUGACACCGUUGUUGAAGGCAUUUUCACUUAAAAAUUCGAAUGUUCUGGCCGUUCUAAUGAAAGCUGAUUUGAACAAAUGUUUUCUGGAUAAAAAUGGCUGGGAUGCGAGAAUUGCGCAAAUGUAUCAGUCUAAGUAUCGUGAUACCGCUAACAUAAUGAGCAUGGGGGCACAAGCUGUGGCUGAUUUUGAGGCCAGAGCUGGUAUAUCUUGUUCACCGCCUCGAGGCCCAUAUGUUCAAAUGGGCGACCAACUCUCAACAUUCAGUCCAGAACGCGAGACACCAAUUGGGGUAACUAGCCCAGCUAAUCAGGAAAGUUCAUUCGUUGCUAGUGUUAUGCACGAGGUGAAUUCCAUCGAUCGAAUGAACAUCUCCGAACGAAUAAAGAGAGUAAAUGGAUCUGGAGAACAACAAGACAAAAGCAGUACGGGUAAAGAGGACACAACACCCACCAACUCUUCUCCACCAAGAAACUCGCAAACUUCUCAGAGUAAUGAAUCAACACCGACAAGACCGGUUCCAAGACCAAGGCCAAGACCAACUCCAGUUCCAGCUCCGAGAUCUACCCCAUCGUCGAGUUCGUCGGAAUUGAACAAGAGUGACGAAACAAAGAAUAGGCCACCGUCGAUUGACAAGAACAAGAAUUUUCUAGCGGAAAAAAAGCUAAACAAAAGUCAUGAAACUACUUUAUAA
This is a messenger RNA of Dimorphilus gyrociliatus, 2634 nucleotides long. The record is from the annotation of a GenBank genome assembly. NCBI's taxonomy places the organism in Eukaryota, Metazoa, Annelida, Polychaeta, Dinophilidae.